AUGUACAAGUUCUCAGCACCAAACUCGCCCGGCUUGUCGCCUACUCUAUCAGCACGAACGACAACUUCAUAUGCGCCGUCUAUUCGGACGAUUGAUAUAUUCGACCCUGUUGUCGUGUUGUCUCGUGCUGACAUUAGGGCAUCAAUCGAAGCUUAUGAGCAGUUGCUUAGUACAGCCAAAAUUUACCGAAAUCAGUUGAUUGCCUUGUCGCAAGCUACUGCUGGAUUCGGUCAAGCAUUGGAGCGAAUGGCCCGAUGUAAAGGCGCGCUAGAAGCUGGUCCUGGUUUGCAAGCAGCCGCAGGAUUACACUAUUUGAUGUCGAAUCAUCAACAGGUUCUGAGUGAUUCAUUUUAUAAGAAAUUUGAGAUACCGCUAUUGGAAAAUUUGGAUGUACACAAAUCAGCGAUUGUUGCAAACGAGGAAAGUUAUGACAAAACUCUUGUCGAGAUGAGCAAAAGGAUUAAAGAAACUGAAGCAGAGAAUUUACGAAUUGGUAGAAAGAAACAGAGGGAUCUUGCUCAAUUUAGAAAGGCUCUGAGAGAUUUGACACAACAAGUAGAGCAAAUGGAUCAGCUCAAGAGUGAAUAUUAUCACCAGACUCUUGACCACGAGCAGAAUAAUUUGAAUUUUAUUCUAUCCAAGGUUGCAACCAUUGUUCGCGCCGAAGUUGAUAUUCACGAAAGAAUAUACACAAAAGGAUUGGCCGACCCAUUACUCGAAGCUAUGACAUCUCAAGGUUCAGACCCAUUUUGCGCACAUACAACUGCAGACGAAUCAUCGGAAAUUUUUACUGUACUUCCACCAGUUUCAAUUAUUAAUAAUCUAACACCAGAAAUAAACAAUAUAGCUGACUUCUCAUCUGAGGAGAACGUUUAUGCAGUUCGUGCUCAUGCACAUCAAUCGCAACUUCCUACACAACAAGAAGACAAGAAUAUGGUGGCACGCGAUCAAUUAAUCAAUGGAUAUAACGGGGUGGCGAAUAAUCAGUCUACAUCAAAUUCAAGUAUAUAUGCACCGAAUGCUACUGCUAGCAGUAUCGUACUCCCAACAGAAUCGGAUACUUUAUCAACAAAUCAACGUUUUACCCAAUUAAAGCAACAACAACUUGAUUAUAUAUCAGAGGAGGCAGAGUUUUCACGUAAUAAUUUAGAGAAUAACUCUGGUGUGUCUAAUGCACCAAAUAACGACAGCAGCGAAACGUUGGAACCGAUGGAUUUGGAGAAUGACAUGACCCCAAAAGAUAACACAACACUGAGUAUCAUUUUCGAAGCCGAUUCUACAGCAAGUGUGGAACAAUCUACGUCAAAUCAAGAGAUUACAGUUGAACAAUGA
Molecule: messenger RNA, 1332 nt
Organism: Paraglomus brasilianum
Lineage: Eukaryota; Fungi; Glomeromycota; Glomeromycetes; Paraglomerales; Paraglomeraceae
Source: the annotation of a GenBank genome assembly